AUGUCUUCUUCUCUCGUCUCCGCUUCGGCCUCGGCCUCGGCUUCUGCCACCCCUCUCAACCACGCUGCUGUCGCAGCCAACAUCCUGGUUAUUGCUAGAGAUGCUGCUUCCGUUGGUGUUGCUAGCUCCGGCCUCAAUGCCUACGGUAUUCCCUUCACCGAGCUGAUUGUUCCUUCCACUGGUGUCGCUCUCCCUGCCCUUAACGGAACUGCCGGUGGAAACUUUGGUGGUAUUGUUGUUGCUUCUGAAAUCAGCUAUGACUAUGGUGCCUCUGGAUACCAGAGUGCCUUGACCGCUGAUCAGUGGAGUCAGCUGUAUGCCUACCAGCUUGAGUAUGGUGUCCGUAUGGUCCAAUACGAUGUCUAUCCCGGCCCUGACUACGGUGCUACCGCUCUUGGUGGCUGCUGUGACGGCGUUGAGCAGCUCAUCUCUUUCAGUGAUAUCAGUGACUUCCCCACCUCCGGUCUCAAGACUGGUGCUGGUGUCAGCACCAGCGGUCUCUGGCAUUACCCUGCUUCUAUUAGCAACACUACAUCGACCAAGGCGAUUGCCACUUUUGCUGCCACCACUGGCUUCGAUACCGAGAGUGUCGCUGCCGUCAUCAACGAUUUCGAUGGCCGUCAGCAGAUGGCCUUCUUCAUUGGCUUUGACACUACCUGGAGUGCUACUUCCAGCUACCUGCAGCACGCAUGGAUCACCUGGAUCACCCGCGGUCUCUAUGCCGGCCACCGUCGUGUUAACCUGAACACUCAGAUUGAUGAUAUGUUCCUCGAGACUGACAUUUACUAUCCUUCUGGAAAUACCUUCCGUAUUCGCCCAGAGGACCUGGAAAUCGUGGCUGCCUGGACCGACGUUAUCAACGCCAAGAUGCCCGCUGGUAGUUCCUACUACGUUGAGGUCGGUCACAACGGUAACGGAAACAUCGAGAACUCUUCCAACACUGAUGCUGGUUACGUUGCCUGCAAUGACGGUGCCAUCGAAUACGACUCGCCCAUCGACACCCCUCUUGAAUGGAUCAAGCCCCUUGGUACUGGUACUGACUUGUGGCCCACUACCCCUAAGGCCUACGACUGGACAUCUACCUGCAGCAACAUGGAUGAGCUCCUCAUCUGGUGGACCACCGCUGCCAACUUGAACAAGUUCGGUCACAUCUCCCACACCUUCACUCACGAGGAGCAGGACAAUGCCACCUACGCUGAUAUUCUGCGUGAGAUUACCUUCAACCAGGCCUGGCUUGCUGAUGUCGGCAUUGACAAGGCUACUCACUUCACUGCCAACGGUAUCAUUCCUCCUGCCAUUACCGGUCUCCACAACGGUGAUGCUCUUCGCGCCUGGUGGGAGCGUGGUAUUACCCAGUGCGUUGGUGACAACACCCGUCCUGCUCUCCUGAACACCGACAACGUCAUGUGGCCCCUGUUCACUACCGUUGAGAACAACGGCUUCGCUGGUAUGCAGGUCAACCCCCGCUGGGCUACCCGUAUCUACUACAACUGUGACACCCCUGCUUGCACCCUCCAGGAGUGGAUUGUUACUUCGGCUGGUAGCGGUACCUUCGACGACCUCUUGGCCACUGAGAAGGCUGACACCAUGCGUCACCUCUUCGGUCUCUACCACGAAGGUUACAUGUUCCACCAGGCCAACCUUCGCAGCGCUGACGUUGACCCUGUCACCAUUAACGGCGUCAGCGGCCAGUACAGUAUCAUGCAAGCUUGGGUUGAGACCCAGGUUCAGGAGUUCGUCCGUCUCGCUGACUGGCCCUUGAUCACCCUCACCCAGCAAGAGUUGUCCGCCUCUUUCCUUGCUCGUUUCAACCGUGACAAGUGUGGAUACUCUCUCAGCUACGCUACCAGCAACAGCCAGAUCACUGCUGUCACUGUCUCUGCCACCGGCAACACUUGCACUGAUCCCAUCCCCGUCACCUUCCCUGUUGCUCCUACCAGCACCCAGGGCUUCACCACUGAGCAGCUCGGUUCCGACCCUCUGACCGUCUGGGUCCAGCUUACUGGCUCCCCAGUCACAUUCACUCUUUCCACCCCUAUAUCUUUCUAA
Molecule: messenger RNA, 2049 nt
Organism: Penicillium nucicola
Lineage: Eukaryota; Fungi; Ascomycota; Eurotiomycetes; Eurotiales; Aspergillaceae
Gene: agd3
Product: putative extracellular serine-rich protein
Exons: 2
Coding region: 1-2049 (682 amino acids)
Source: RefSeq, a predicted model, not a curated record